Coregonus clupeaformis (lake whitefish) is the source of this 1036-nucleotide messenger RNA. RefSeq names its product caspase recruitment domain-containing protein 8-like. The transcript is spliced from 3 exons. Gene Ontology annotation, cellular component: canonical inflammasome complex. NCBI's taxonomy places the organism in Eukaryota, Metazoa, Chordata, Actinopteri, Salmoniformes, Salmonidae. Gene Ontology annotation, biological process: regulation of apoptotic process. Bases 416 to 808 code for a protein of 130 amino acids. The record is from RefSeq and is a predicted model, not a curated record.
UAGGCCUACAACAACAACUGCCAGCACUGAUAGGGUAACGCCUCGAUCACACCGAUGAAACUUAUAGCAUAACAGCAUUAUCUGGAUAUGUGUGUAACAAAAGUUCAACAUUCACCUUCCGCUACCAUUUCCGUCAAGCCAUACACAUACAGUUUGACUCAUACGUUCGAUAAAUCCAACGCAUGCACCACACAGAAUGGUGCAAGGCAAACACAGCGUUCCACUGGAAAUUAAUGUACUUCUGGUGUACCAAAAUGCCAGAGCUGUCGGUGUGAUCGAGGCAUAAUGCAUCAGAAAGCGAAAGUGAAAAUAGCCUUCUGUAGUCUAAACGUUUUGUAACUUUAGAAGGGAAGACAACAUUCAUACAAAGAUAUCCUACACCUCCCGAGCUAGAACAUCAACCUUGUGAGCUAGAAUGGCAUCUGGUCCGGAAUCGGGGUCUUCUUCUGUCCAUUCCACCAACAUCUCAUUCCAGAAUGGGGCCAGUGUCAACGCUCCCAUAAUGACUGUCCCUUCGCCUGCAGCAUCCCAGCACACCAGCCCCUCAUCAGGCCAUGAUUUCCUGAAGAAACACAAGACAGUUCUGGAGACCAGGAUGGGCAACCUUCGUCCCAUCCUUAGCGCACUCGUGCACCUUGGGGUUCUGAGUGGGGAGGAUAGAGAGGAGGUGGACAUCAAAACCACACCGACCAAGAAGAACGAAGCUCUGCUGACAAUGAUAAUUAAGAAAGGGCAAACUGCGCAGGAACAGUUUUACCAGGCCCUGAAAAAAGCAGACCAUCUCCUGGUGGAAGACCUGGAGGGAUAGACUACCUCCUAAUACACUGCCAUAUCCAUAAUUGCCAAUUCCAUUCCGUUAUGAAAUAAGACCAAAUGUUUAGGAAUAAGUCAUGCGAAUUAGGAUAGUUUAUUUAAAUGUCAAUAUAAUAUGAAUAAGAAAUUAAAUGCCAAUGACAUUGUCUUAUCUGUCAUUCCAUGAAUCAAUAAACAUGUUCUUGUGUCUAGGGCUGAGGUGGCCCUAGCUGCACUGCAGAUA